AUGGCCUCGCAGAAUUAUGCCAGCCCGACCGAAUCCGAGUUCGACGAGGCAGACGGCCCCGAUUCCGUCAAGAACUGGGAUGAAGAUCGAGUAUGCGAAUAUCUACGGAGCGUCAAGUGCGGCGAGUACGAGAAGGUAUUUCGCAGGAAUCACAUCAAUGGCGAGAACCUCUUGGAAAUAGACAAGGAAGUUCUCAAGGAGAUGGGCGUCGACAAGGUUGGAGACCGAGUGCGCCUCUUCUUAGGCAUCAAGAAGCUGCGGACAAAAACCUACGCCAACCAAAAGAGACGCAACAGGGAAUCCUUUGCUGGGCUUGAUAUGCACUAUGUGCCAUCCUCACCUCGGCCUUCGGGUGGCCGCGCGGUGCCUCCGACACCUUCCAACAAGCGAUACUCGCGGCAAUACGAUCUCCCAACCGCUGUUCCCGACCUCUCCAAGCCAUCGUCGAGACCAAGUUCCCCUCUUCCGAGCGCUGAUUUCAGGGCCCGCCAACAACGAUACCCGCAACCUCAAACCUUCGCCGGCCAGCCAACACCCGCAUCCGCGAGGUUUCCCAUGUCCCCGCCCGAUCAGCCCCACUCCGGCCGCUUUCAUCAAAGAAACCAGUCCAGUAUGGAUGGUUCACUGAUGGCUGCGUUGCCUCCGGGCCAAGAUGUUAUCCGCGUGAUUUCGACGGGCGGCGGAACCAAGGUUGUCAAAAUUGCCGGCUGCAACACAUGUGAGGAGGUCAUGCGCGUUACCCUACGGAAGUUCGCACUGCGGGAAGACCAUGAGAGAAACUACUGCUUCUGGGUUCUCAACGGCGUGGAAGCGGACCCCAACCAAUGCCGUCGGCUCGGCGACACAGAGCUGUGGAGAGUCAUCAAAGACCACACGCGGCCGGAGCGGAACCGCCUAAUCCUGAGGCGGGUGCCUGCCGGGGAACCUGGGCAGCAAGAACUCGAGAGAGCUGCUGCCAUCGCUAUGGAAGAAGCCCAGCAGAAUCACAACCGCGUCAUUGAAGGCAUGGAGAAGCGCAGUCAGAUGAAGGCGCAGAAGCUCCUGGGCGAGUCCUGGGAGACCAUACAGCAGCCCCCUCUUUCACCUGUUUCAUACCAAGACCGAGAAAGAAACGUGUCAAACACGGCAAGGGACCUGGAGCGACCGGCAGUCAUUGAGACAGCCCAGGCCGUACCGCGUCGCAAAGGCAUGCUGCGCCAGUUUGGCGGGCUCAGGCCGCCGAGCGAGCUUAUUGCCUCGGACUUGACCAGCUAUUUCCCGGAUCACUCUCGAGAGGCCAUUGACAGGACAGCCCGCAUGUCCAUGAGGCGGUCGCAGCGCCUCAGCAGGGUGAAUCACCGUCUAAGCGUGGCGAGCACCAUGAGCUUCGCCUCCACCAUCCAGGAUGCGCCGCCGAUCCCGACUAUUGCCGAUAGCUGGCUGACGGCUUCCAACCAAAUCGCCAAGGUCCGCGCCCGGGACCCGCGCUUCCAGGGUUACCGAGACUCGGUCGCCUCCUCCGUGCUCGACACCUUGCAAGAGGAGUCGUCGCCUAUCGAGCCGAAUCGGAAGUCCUACGUCUCCUUCGCCGACAGCGGCUCGGAUACGGCCGCCCUGAGCAUCACCGAUCCCGAUGGCAACGUUCGACACAGCUACUUCGACGAGGGUACCAUCGGCUCUGGUGGUUCCGGGUCGCUAGAGAAUGUCAACCAGGCCCUGACGGAAGACGGAGAGGACGCCGACGAAGAGCUUCAGAGCUUCUUGGCCGGCGAGUCUUGGGACGACAGCAAGUGGAUGAAGGGCUCCCUGAUCGGUCAAGGUUCUUUCGGCAGCGUCUACCUUGCCCUCCACGCCGUCACCGGCGAGCUCCUCGCUGUCAAGCAGGUCGAGACACCGUCGCCAGGCGCUAACAGCCAGAGCGACUCGCGGAAGAAGAGCAUGAUCGACGCGUUGAAGCGCGAAAUCAGCCUCCUCCGAGAUCUCCGCCACCCCAACAUCGUGCAGUACCUCGGCUGCGGCUCAUCGGUCGAAUACCUCAACAUUUUCCUCGAGUAUGUUGCCGGUGGUUCAGUACAGACCAUGCUCAACUCGUACGGUGCCCUCCCGGAGCCCCUCAUCCGCAGCUUCGUCCGCCAAAUUCUCAAUGGCCUCUCAUACCUCCACAACCGCGACAUUAUACACCGCGACAUCAAAGGUGCCAACAUUCUUGUCGACAACAAGGGCACCAUCAAGAUUUCCGAUUUCGGCAUCUCCAAGAAGCUCGAGGCGACCAACAUCCUCAACGGCGCUAACAACAACAAGCACCGCCCCUCGCUGCAGGGCUCCGUCUUCUGGAUGGCGCCCGAGGUGGUCAAGCAGACGUCGUACACCCGCAAGGCGGACAUCUGGUCCCUAGGCUGCCUAGUCGUCGAGAUGAUGACGGGUCAACACCCGUUCCCGGACUGCACGCAGCUGCAGGCCAUCUUCAAGAUCGGUGGCGCCAAAGCCACGCCGACCAUCCCGGACAACGCGAGCAAGGAGGCCCGGCAGUUCCUCGCCCAGACGUUCGAGAUUGAUCACAACAAGCGGCCGAGCGCGGAUGACCUCAUGCUGAGCCCCUUUUUGACGCCGCCGGCGUAA
This is a messenger RNA of Chaetomium globosum CBS 148.51, 2598 nucleotides long. RefSeq lists its product as uncharacterized. The transcript has 2 exons. Bases 1 to 2598 code for a protein of 865 amino acids. NCBI's taxonomy places the organism in Eukaryota, Fungi, Ascomycota, Sordariomycetes, Sordariales, Chaetomiaceae. Gene Ontology annotation, biological process: protein phosphorylation; signal transduction. Gene Ontology annotation, molecular function: ATP binding; protein binding; protein kinase activity. The record is from RefSeq and is a predicted model, not a curated record.